This is a messenger RNA of Sinocyclocheilus rhinocerous, 1217 nucleotides long. Its product is annotated as protein unc-50 homolog. The record is from RefSeq and is a predicted model, not a curated record. The transcript has 6 exons. Bases 167 to 946 code for a protein of 259 amino acids. Gene Ontology annotation, cellular component: Golgi membrane. Lineage: Eukaryota; Metazoa; Chordata; Actinopteri; Cypriniformes; Cyprinidae.
AUUUCCCAGAAGGCCUUGACACAGGAAGCGGCGUCACUGUAUCGGUUGCGCUGCUACGUGUUCGGAAAAGGCAGGAAGUUGACAUGUCACCGUUGCUGCAUUGUUUUUUACACACUGAUUAAAAAGAGCUUUGCUUUAUAAGUUGCUGAUACUGCUGCAGAGCAGUAUGUUGCCAACGAGUUCCCCGCAGAUCCACCGGAACGGCAGUCUGAGCGCGCGGGAUGCAGCACGUCACACGGCCGGCGCCAAGCGCUACAAGUACCUGCGGCGAAUCCUGCAUUUCAGACAGAUGGAUUUUGAGUUUGCCAUAUGGCAGAUGCUCUACCUGUUCACAUCACCGCAGAAAGUGUACCGCAACUUCCAGUACCGCAAACAGACUAAAGACCAGUGGGCCCGGGACGACCCUGCGUUCCUGGUGCUGCUCAGCGUCUGGCUGUGUGUGUCGACGGUGGGCUUCGGUCUGGUUCUAGAAAUGGGUUUUGUGGAGACGCUGAAGCUGUUGCUGUGGGUUGUUUUCAUCGACUGCGUCGGAGUCGGAUUGCUCAUAUCUACACUCAUGUGGGUUGUCACAAAUAAAUAUCUAAUGAAACAUCCUAGCAGAGAUUACGAUGUGGAGUGGGGCUAUGCGUUUGACGUCCAUCUAAACGCUUUCUACCCUCUCCUGGUCAUUCUGCACUUUUUACAGCUGUUCUUCAUCAAUCAUGUUGUGGUCAUAAGUUCAGACUGGUUCCUGGGUUAUUUUGUGGGAAACACCUUGUGGCUUAUUGCAAUCGGUUACUAUAUUUACAUCACAUUCCUGGGCUACAGCGCACUUCCGUUUUUAAAGAACACCGCGGUGCUUCUGUAUCCCUUCGCUUUGCUCGGACUCCUGUAUGUUCUCUCCAUUUCGCUCGGCUGGAACUUCACUAAAGGUCUGUGCUGGUUCUACAAGCACAGGGUCCAGUAAAGGACAGCAAAACACAUGAUGGAGAGUGUGCUGUCGCUCUUGGGACUUUCUGACUUUUUGUAUAAUCUGUAAAUAUCAGUUUGGUUGUAGAGGAAAAGAAUUUCAAUUGUUUAUGGUGUCAUGAACCGUUUCUUUUUCUUCGUUUGAUACUCAGCCCUCAUUUAAUGUCGUGACGUGGAUUUGAAAAUGCAAACAUGGGGGAAAGUUUCAGUGUCUGAUAUGAUGCUGCGCUUUUUACUUGUGUAAAUGUGUACAAUAAAGAUAUUUUUAA